CCUCACAACCAACCAAGAAGAGGAACCUUCGCUUCGCUCAAAAAAGAAAAAAAGAAAAAAGAAAAGAAAAAUGUCGAUGCCGCCGGCGGCGUGGAAGAGGGCGAGGAAGCUCGUCCUUGACCUUCCCCUGCUGGCCGGAAGAUCCGCCGGACGCUCCUCCUCCUACUCUUACUGGGCCGGUGCCGGUGCCGCCGGAGAGAAGAUCCAGAAGAGGUCGACGGCAGUCCGGAAGGUGGUGACCAUCGGGGCCAUCAGCCUGGCCGGGGGAGUCGCCCUCAGCGCCAUCAACGACCUCGCCAUCUUCCACGGAUGCACCAGCAAGGCGAUCGACAAGGCUAGCGAGAACCCAGAGGUUGUACAAGUGAUCGGGGUCCCUAUAGCUAGAGGACCAUGGUACGAUGCAUCUGUCGUUUUGGGUCAUCGGCGCCGAUCCGUGUCGUGCACGUUCCCGGUCACAGGGCCACGGGGUUCGGGAGUCUUUCAGAUCGAGGCCGUCCGGAAUGGAGAGGAUGGUGUGUUUUCAUUUCUGCGCCACCACGACUGGGAGAUAUUGGCCAUGGAUGCUCGCCUGGAACUGCAGGUGGAAGCUGCAGCAUUACCUUCAGAUGAUGGCGGUCAGGGUCAGCAACCAGUUGUGAUGAACCUAAACCUGAUGAGCAGCGCUGCUGCUGAUGACGACGACAACUGUAAGAUUAGUGGUACUGGCGGUGGUGAGGAAAUCAGUUGAGAGUUGAGCCUUUUUCUUUUCUUUUCUUUUCUUUUCUUUUCUUGUCGUCGCGACAAGAGGAGAGAGUUGACAAGAAAGAAUAUAGAAUUUUGGUUUGAUGGAGAUGGCAAUAAUCAAUUGAAUUGAGCAUCACUUCA
This is a messenger RNA of Triticum dicoccoides, 864 nucleotides long. RefSeq lists its product as uncharacterized. The transcript has 4 exons. Lineage: Eukaryota; Viridiplantae; Streptophyta; Magnoliopsida; Poales; Poaceae. The record is from RefSeq and is a predicted model, not a curated record. Bases 71 to 727 code for a protein of 218 amino acids.